AUGUUAGGAUUGCUUGAAACAAAAAGGGAGAUUAUUUCGAAAUAUGAUGUUGCUAGGAUUUGGGGUACUAGUUCUGUGGGUUGGGAGGUUGUGGAGUCUGUUGGGGCAGCUGGGGGGCUGUUGUUGAUGUGGGAUGACAUGAUAUUUAAGAGAAGUAACUGUUAUAAAGGUGAGAGGUGGGUGUGCAUUGAAGGUUUAGUAACAAAGAAUAAUUUUCAGUGUGCUGUUUGCUUGGUAUAUGGGGCACAUGGAAGGGAGAAAAAGAGGGUGGUGUGGGAGGAGUUGAGUUAUGUUGCAGGCUUGUGUCAGGUUCCAUUCUGUUUGUUGGGGGACUUUAAUGAGAUUUUGCAAAUUGAGGAUCGCAAAGGGGCGACAAGUUUGCCAGUAUCUGCGGAAGAGUUUAAGAGUUGGGUUCAAGACAUGGAACUAGUGGAUCUACCCCUUAAUGAUAGGAAGUUCACAUGGUUCAAGGGUCAAUCUUGUAGCAAAAUUGAUAGGGUGUUGGUUACUAUUGAAUGGGUGGAGGAGUUUCCUGACAUUAGGCUGAACGGUGGUCCACGGGGAUUGUCAGAUCACUGCCCGUUGAUUAUGGAGACUACAAGAGCAAGCGGGGGCCCUAGACUGUUCAGGAGUCUGGAUUCCUGGUUUACCCAUGAGGGUUUUUUAAGGACAGUAAAGAAUGAAUGGCGAAAUUUGAGUGGUGGUCCGUUUAUUGGUAAGCUGAAGGAAUUGACGAUACCUUUUGAGAAAAUGGCACAAGGAAAACUUUAG
Messenger RNA from Arachis stenosperma, 771 nucleotides. RefSeq lists its product as uncharacterized. Bases 1 to 771 code for a protein of 256 amino acids. NCBI's taxonomy places the organism in Eukaryota, Viridiplantae, Streptophyta, Magnoliopsida, Fabales, Fabaceae. The transcript has a single exon. The record is from RefSeq and is a predicted model, not a curated record.